GAUUUAGGUCCGUCUCCCACUCCGCCUGCCCACCCGUCCCCGAGAGACCAUGCGGGCUAGGAAGCCUCAGUACAUCUGCGCCGUCUUCCUGCUGAGCGGCCUCCCGGCGCUGCUGCUCCUGCUGCCCGGCCAGCCGUCCCCUGCCUCAAAAGACCGGCCGCCACAGCCCCGGGAGAGCGAUUUCCUCCGCCAUGGUUGCGAUGCUCUGGCCCAGGGGAAGAGAGCCUUCGUGUGGGGAAACCGUCUCCGGAUGUCCUUCGGCAGAGCCGCCUCCUGCCAGGAUUACGUGACGGACAGCCACUACCUGACAAGAGCCAUCUCGGCCGAAGAGACGACCUUUCCCUUGGCCUAUGUCCUCACCCUCCACAAAGACCUGGGAACCUUCGAGCGGGUCUUCAGGGCUAUUUACUCCCCCCACAAUAUUUACUGCAUCCACGUGGAUGAGAAGGUGCCCUCCAAGUACAAGCAAGAUGUGGAAAAACUGCUGGAGUGCUUCCCUAAUGCUUUCCUGGUCUCCAAAGCGGAACCUGUCAUUUAUGCAGGCAUCUCCAGACUUCAGGCUGAUUUGAACUGCAUGAAGGACCUGCUGCGAUUCACCCCAAUCCAGUGGAAGUAUGUCCUCAACAUGUGCGGGCAAGACUUCCCGCUGAAAACGAACAAGGAAAUUGUCCAGCACCUGAAAAGGUUUAAGGGGAAGAACAUUACCCCUGGCAUCCUCCCCCCACCUCCAAUGACUGUAAGGACCAAAUUUGUUUACAAGGAACACAUAGGCAAGGAAGUUUCCUACAUGAAAAAGACUAAGACCCUAAAAUCGCCGCCUCCCCACAAUCUCACUAUCUACUUUGGGUCUGCCUAUAUUGCUCUCACUAGGCCGUUUGUGGAGUUCCUUUUUAAGGACCCAAGGGCCAUUGAUUUGCUGCAGUGGUCCAAAGACACUUACAGCCCCGAUGAACACUUUUGGGUGACACUCAAUCGGAUACCAGGUAUCCCUGGUGCCAUGCCAAAUGCGACAUGGGAAGGUGACUUGAGAGCUGUUAAGUGGAAGGAGGCAGAAAAGUCUCAUGAAGGAUGCCAUGGUCACUAUGUCAGAAGCAUAUGUAUCUAUGGAACUGGUGACUUGCCAUGGCUGCUGAAGUCCAAAAGCCUAUUUGCCAACAAAUUUGAACUCAAAACAUAUCCACCUACCGUGGAAUGCCUGGAGUUGAAACUUCGGGAAAGAGCACUGAAUCAGAGCGAGAUACCAGUGGAACCAAGUUGGUACUUUUAAUUAAAAA
Candoia aspera is the source of this 1274-nucleotide messenger RNA. RefSeq names its product glucosaminyl (N-acetyl) transferase 2 (I blood group) (gene GCNT2). The record is from RefSeq and is a predicted model, not a curated record. Gene Ontology annotation, cellular component: membrane. NCBI's taxonomy places the organism in Eukaryota, Metazoa, Chordata, Lepidosauria, Squamata, Candoiidae. Gene Ontology annotation, molecular function: acetylglucosaminyltransferase activity. Bases 50 to 1267 code for a protein of 405 amino acids. The transcript has 3 exons. Gene Ontology annotation, biological process: transforming growth factor beta receptor signaling pathway.